Leptosomus discolor (cuckoo roller) is the source of this 1294-nucleotide messenger RNA. NCBI's taxonomy places the organism in Eukaryota, Metazoa, Chordata, Aves, Leptosomiformes, Leptosomidae. The record is from RefSeq and is a predicted model, not a curated record.
GGAACACAGUGAGUAACCUGAUUUUCAUUCUACCUCCAAUCUACGGUGCGAUUCAGACCUAUAAAGAUGGCCUUGAAAAACGGUAUUUAGCUGCAUAUUUGUGUCUUACAGCUGUGGGAUUGGGAUCUUGGUGCUUCCACAUGACCCUGAAGUAUGAAAUGCAGCUGUUGGAUGAACUGCCAAUGAUAUACAGUUGUUGUGUGUUUGUCUACUGCCUGUAUGAAUGUUUCAAGUACAAGAACACAGUCAAUUAUCCACUGCUUUUCGUGUUAAUAACAUACAGCUUCGUAGUCAGCAUAGUUUACUUAAAUUUGAAAGAGCCUGUAUUCCAUCAGGUCAUGUAUGGAACACUAGUUUCCAUUAUAGUUCUACGGUCUGUUUAUAUAGUAUUAUGGGUAUACCCAUGGCUUAGAGGUCUAGGCUAUACAUCUUUAACUGUAUUUUUAAUGGGAUUUUUUCUCUGGAAUGUGGACAACAUUUUCUGCGAUAGAUUGAGAUCACUACGGGCGAAGAUGCCUCCUGUGGUGGGAGCUGUGACACAGUUUCAUGCAUGGUGGCAUAUUCUCACAGGCCUGGGCUCGUACCUUCAUAUCCUGCUAAGUUUAUACACAAGGACACUUUUCCUGAAACACAGGCCAAAGGUGAAGUUUAUUUUUGGAAUAUGGCCUGUUCUCCUUGUGGAGCCACCCAAGAAGCUUUGACUGGCACCUAGGCAGUCACAUGGCAAUCACCUAGCCUGGCUGAAUAAAGCGAUUCAACGGUGACUAUGGCUGAAGUGUCAAAAGUUAUGGGUCAAUUCAAGUACCGUUGCUAUGAAAGGACUUCUCUGUGUGACUAGGCCGGCCGGAACAGAGCAGAGAGUUGACACACUAAGGGAAAUAACGUUUAGUACAGCUUUAUUCUGAGUUGUUAAAGAAUAAGACACAAUAUUUUUAUGUAUAUACUGUAUAGCUGUUGAUACUAAUAUUUCGUGCUGGUCACAGAAAACUAACCGUUUUUGAAGUGGAUUGCCUAUGUUUUUCAUUCAGUUGUUCUUUCUGUGGUUUAAACUAAUGUUAGUAACUGAAUGACAAAACCAGGCCAUCGAUGGCCAAGCUAAGCGUCUGUGUGGCCUAUAGUGAACUGAAUGCUUAACCUGAACUACUUUAAUCUUGCACUUUUAUACAAUUAACAAAGUACGUAACGAUUGAUUUCGGGCUUUAUUCUAUCUUGCUUUUCCACAGCCUCCUUUGCAAUUUUUAUUUGAAGCAAAACGCUUGGGAUACCUGUGCCAUUUAGUUCGUUUUGUACCAAG